Molecule: messenger RNA, 3992 nt
Organism: Ricinus communis (castor bean)
Lineage: Eukaryota; Viridiplantae; Streptophyta; Magnoliopsida; Malpighiales; Euphorbiaceae
Exons: 3
Coding region: 886-3732 (948 amino acids)
Source: RefSeq, a predicted model, not a curated record
AAAUGUAGUUAAUAGUUUAUAAAAUAAUAAGAACACACCAACUCUUAAAAAAAUAAAAAUAGAAAAUAAAGAAAGAAAGAGAAAGAAAUGUGAAAGUGUCAUUGUAUACUUAGUAAUAGAGAAGAGAUUCUUUGACAACUGGAAGUAAAAAGACAAAAGGAGAAACAACGCAAAAUUCGCGGUUUUUAUUAAUCCUUAUCCUUCUCCCGCGAAAAUUAAUUAAAAAGAAAACACUGUAAUCAUAACAAAAAGCAUAAUCGGAGUCUUAAAUAAAAUCUUAGACUAGUCAGUGUGUGAUUAAAUCAUUCAGCAGCACAGCCAAACAGCACCAACCGCGAGAGGAGGGAGUGACGUAACCACACAGGGACCCACAUGCUUGCAGCAUGGGGAUUCGCUACGACCCAAAAUAUGAAAAAUCACAAAUGUGGGACCCUUUCUCAGCCACCUAUACUAUGCUAUGCUAUUACUAUACCAUACCAUCACCUCUCCUUUUCUUUUAACCGUCUGAUCGAAAGCGAAACGCUACUCUCCCCUUCUUUAUUACUAAACUCCACACUGUUUCCGUUUUUUCAGCUAAUCGUUUGAUCGUUUCUUUUUAGGUUUCGAGAUGCGUUUACCAAGAAAUAUUUAGUUAGAUGAUUAGCUAAUGCCGGUUCCUUUUACAUGUAAGAAAUGUUAAUGAAUGUUGUUGUUGUUCAUCAUUGGUUUUUGUAGUGGUAAUUCUUUACUUUGCUUCUAGUCUAAGUUGGUCUCAAGAUUUCACUACUCUCCGUUUCUACGUUUCGGAUCUUUCUCGAGAUCGUCGUUUCUCUUGUGUUCUAUGCCAGCUUCUUCAACCUGCAUUUCCUCCGGUAAAACUAUGUUCAUGAAGUGCAAAUAGUUGAAAUGAUGUCUGGUGUACGACAAAGUAACGCAUACCCAAAACCUUCUGGCAGAAUGGGAGUUGGUGUAGACAUGAAAAAGAGCUCCAAACAGCAGCAAUACUCUAAGGCAGUGAAGGAGACGGUUCUUCCAACCCAAGCAAUGCAGAGUCUAAAGCACCAAGACAUGCUAAAAGCCAAAGGUUACAUCAGUAAGCCCUAUAGUGGUGUUCCCUGUGAAUUAAAACAAAAUCCAAAUAAUGGGACCUUGAUACAACCAAAACCUUCAGGAAAUUGUCAGCAGCUGGCUGUCAUGGUAAAGGCAUCAAAAGAUGAUGAGCUUGUCAAAUAUAUGUCAAGUUUGCCUCAUUAUUUACAGCGCAUGGAAAAAACAGAAAACAUACAAGAUAAGGCUUUAAAUGUCGGGGUUUUGGAUUGGGGACGUUUAGAGAAUUGGAAAUGCAGCCAAAAGGGCAUCGUGUUGAGAGAUGGCAAUGAUGCAUCCUUGCCUAGCAGUAAUUUGUCAACUAAAAUGACUGCUAGGCCGCCUACAGUUUACAGUCCAACACAUAAUCAAACUCUCACUUCUGAAAGCAAACUGCGUCCUCCUCCUUGCAGAAAUAAUUCUUCUCAUAAUGAUGGCAUUUCUCGAAAUACCAAAUCAUCUUUUCCGGAAGCGGGGCUCGUUCAGGAUCUGGAAAAUGCUUCCAGGAGCCAUUUUCAUGGACAGAAGAGGGCAUUGUGGAACCACAAGUAUUUUGAUAGAAGUAGUUCACAAACAGUUUUCAGAAAGGGUGAACAGAGAGAGUUGGAUCAUAAGAACACUGCAAAAGUUGAAAAUCAGUCAUCCAACUCCAGCAAUAACCGGAUACUAAUAGGGCCCAGCGAAAGUGUGAGUUCUUGUGAUAGAGAAGCCAAGCAGAGAAUUGAGGGAAUGCAACGAUCAGAUAUAAACAGAAAGGCCUCGAAAAAGAAGAGUACUCCAAGCAUGGGAGCUUCGUCUUCAAAGCUGAAAAGUUGUGAUAUCUCACUCAGUACAAAGGACAAGAAGAAUGUUAAUAACAGAAUGAAGAAGAGAAUGGAGUUGCAAGAACCAGAAAUUGAUAUUCCUCAUCAAGCUGAUCAAAGCAAAAACAUUGUUCUUCUCUUACCUGUAAAAGUUGCUCAAAGUAGCCCUCUAAAGCACCCAAGAAGGUUAAUAGACGAGAAUGUGACCGGAGCAUCUCAGAAUAGCUUGUCAGAGGGGUUAUCUGACAGGGAGGUUUUCUCCUCGGAACUCCAUCAUGAAAUUCCUCACUCAUGUCCACUGCCUUCUAGAGCUGAGAUUAAUACAGAACAACAAGAGAUGGCACCUAAUGCAUUCAAUAAUCAUGAUGUGGAGCUGUCAUCCAAUGCAAGCAGCAGUGCUAAUUCUUCAAAUGAAAAUCUACUUGAAACUUUAAGGACACUGGACCAAGAAACAGCAGAACUGGAUUCUAGGAAAGGCAGACAUCCAUCACCAAAUCGCCGAUUUAGCUUCAGCUUAGGUCGGAUGACCAGAAGUUUCAGCUUCAAGGAGACUUCAGGCAUUCCGCAAUUGACCUCCACAUAUGUUUCAGUGAAGUCUGGUCCUGUGAUAUCCAAAGCUUCUGCUGAUUUGGGUAAUUCAAACAGAGAGAAAGCAAGUGGUCAUAACAGAGCUAGAUCCAGCCCUUUGAGAAGGAUCCUAGAUCCACUACUGAAGUCCAAGGGCUCAAAUCUGCAAAAUUCUUCUGGAACUGAUCAGUCAUCUAGCGGAAGCCCGAAUGCCCACAGCUAUAAGACAAUUGAUGCUACUGAAUCACUUCAAAAUGAAAAACAUGAGUUAUCCAGUAUACAAGCUCACCUGAUGGUUACAAGGAGUAAUGGAUUUCCAUUGUUCAGAUUUGUGAUCAACAAUAAAAAUAUUAUUGUUGCCGCCCCUUUGAAAAAUUUAACACCAAUGGCAAAGAAUGAUCAGGGCUGCAACUAUGUACUGUAUGCCAUUGAUGAAAUGAAGAGAAAAGGUGGAAGCUGGAUUACUCAAGUUGGUAAAGAGAAAAGCUGUAGCUUUGUCUAUAAUGUGGUUGGCCAGAUGAAGGUAAAUGGCUCUUCAUUCUUGGAUUUGUCUGGAAAGAACUCCAGUAACGAGUAUGUAGUUAAAGAGUCAGUUUUAUUUGGUACUGAGCGAAGACAGACAGGUCAGGGAUCAGCAGGGUUGAUGCCAAACACAGAGCUUGCAGCUGUUGUUAUCAAGAAGCCUAGUGGAAACUUAGGCUAUGAUGGCUCGGGGAGUGAUAAAGAAAAAAACUUGAUGGAGAAGGACUUCUCAUGGUGCCCGUCAGACAAUGAACACUCUGAUAGUUGUACAGUCAUACUUCCUGGCGGUGUUCAUAGUUUGCCUAGCACAGGAGUUCCUUCAUCGCUAAUUCAUCGGUGGAGAUCUGGUGGAUCAUGCGACUGUGGAGGCUGGGAUGUUGGCUGUAAACUACGUAUUUUAUCCAAUGAAAACCUAAACCAGAAGCUUCAAAGAGCCUCUGGUGCUUGCCCGAUGUCACAUGACUUUGAGCUCUUCGUUCAGGGAGAACAGCAGCAAGAUAAGCCCAUGUUCAGUAUGGCACCAAUCGAGAAGGGGAAGUACUCCGUUGAAUUCAGACCAUCAAUUUCCCCAUUACAGGCAUUAUUCAUUUCUGUCUCAGUUAUAAGCUGCCAGAAAUUAUCUGGUCUCGAUGAAGUGAGUACUGUGUACGAUGAAAAAAUUUUCCACGGGUAUGAAAAUGUAGGAGGAAUGAAGAAGAUACGCACAGCCGUUGUGGGGGAAGCACCUGUGAAAUAUACUCCAUGUCCACCUGUUUCCCCAGUUGGAAGGGUCUAGCUUCAUGCUGCUCUUUUGAAUAGCCAAAGAAUGCAGUAAUAGUAUGUGUUCACAAUCCAUUACUGUCGUGAUGUUAAUUUGCCCUCCAAAAGAUGAAGUCUUAAACGGGAUUCCUGAUAUAGAGGAGGUCAUAAUUUUGUAUCAACGGUAACAUCACCUUUGUAUAAAGAAAAUAACUUCACCAGAUAAUACACCUCUGUAAUGAAAAGAAAAUAGGCUGUUUGAAGGUUUAAAUCUCUAUGAGACAGCUUUUCCCUGAA